This is a messenger RNA of Nylanderia fulva, 4551 nucleotides long. RefSeq names its product ABC transporter expressed in trachea (gene Atet). Gene Ontology annotation, molecular function: ATP hydrolysis activity; ATP binding; ABC-type transporter activity. The record is from RefSeq and is a predicted model, not a curated record. NCBI's taxonomy places the organism in Eukaryota, Metazoa, Arthropoda, Insecta, Hymenoptera, Formicidae. Gene Ontology annotation, cellular component: plasma membrane. Gene Ontology annotation, biological process: transmembrane transport.
GGAGGUGCAUAGCUCGACAGCUGAUCACACUGGUGCGUUGUCGGGGAUCGGCACUCUCCCUCGCCUCAGUCGUAGUAUAUGUCGCGGAUCUGCUCCGUGCGUUCGGUCAGAUCGGUCCGGAAAUCAUCUGAUGCGUGCACGCGUCAGCGAUCGAUCGUCCCUGGAACGGCACUUAAAGCGACUCCGGGACGAAUGCAGUUUAUAGUCGAUAGUGAUAUAUCAGUAACUAGACGAAGAAGGUCGAUACGUGGAGUGGAAUCGCGAUACCGUGACGUAUCCUUGGUUUAGUGCGCGAAGACUAAUGCCAUUUACUUCGUGAUCAACUUCGUACCUGGGACACAGCUCCGUUUUUAUAGCUUGACAGAUUAAAGGGUUUGACAGAUCGAAGAUGCGGAGUGUCAUCGCCGUGGUAUGAAUUCGGACGUCGCGACCCACGUAGCUGAGCCCACUUUCGUCCGAGGCACGACUGGAUGAUGGCUGAUCUGAAGAACCUUACCCUCAGCGCUAGUGGAGCAUCCAGAUACAGUGGCGAUGAGCAGGUGCAAUUUAUUCCAGGUGGAAGUAAUCAGGUGACAAUCAGGUCACCCCCUCCUUCCUUACAUCUGGAAAAUCUCAACAAUGCGGUCCAAUGCGGGGGCUCGCAGAACAAUCUCCACUGCAGUUGCAACGGAGCCACGUCGAACGGGGCUGCAGCUGCGGUAUGCACCGGCGGUGUUCUGGCCAGGAAAGUGCCGAACCACAGCGGCGCCAGUCCCGGGCAGGGCAACAAAAGGCCGGCGGUGUCGUUGACGCAUCUCCCGAAGAGGCCGCCGGUCGACAUCGAGUUCAAGAACCUGGCCUACAGCGUAUCCGAAGGCAGAAAGAGGGGAUACAAAACUAUUUUGAAAUGUGUAAACGGAAAAUUCAGAUCUGGAGAAUUAACGGCCAUUAUGGGACCGUCUGGUGCUGGAAAAAGCACGCUUAUGAACGUUUUAGCAGGUUACAAAACAUCUCAUUUAAAUGGCUCAGUGCUGAUAAACGGAAAGGAUAGGAAUCUCAGAAGAUUUCGAAAGAUGUCGUGCUAUAUUAUGCAGGAUGAUCAACUUAUGCCGCAUUUGACCGUUUACGAGGCAAUGAUCGUUUCAGCAAACUUGAAAUUAGGGAAAGAUAUUAGCGCGGCCUCCAAAAAAGUUGUGAUUGAAGAAAUUAUCGAGACACUUGGCCUACGCGAAGCCAGCAAUACGCAAACCCACAGUCUCAGCGGAGGACAAAGGAAGAGACUAUCGAUAGCGCUGGAGCUUGUUAACAAUCCCCCGGUUAUGUUUUUCGACGAGCCAACUUCCGGCUUAGAUAGUUCCUCCUGUUUCCAAUGUCUCAGUUUGCUCAAAUCUCUAAGUAGGGGAGGAAGAACGAUCAUAUGUACGAUUCAUCAACCAAGUGCGCGACUGUUCGAGAUGUUCGAUCACUUGUACCUGCUUGCCGAAGGCCAAUGUAUAUAUCAGGGUAACGUUGGUGGCCUAGUGCCCUUCUUGUCAUCGAUGGGUCUCGAUUGUCCAAGUUAUCACAAUCCAGCGGAUUACGUGAUGGAAGUCGCUUGCGGAGAGCACGGAGAGUGCGUUCACAAGCUCGUGAUGGCUGUGAACAAUGGCAAAUGCAAUAAUUAUCAGCAUCAUGCAGCCAUCUCGGCGGCGCAGACAGUUUCGAACGACAUUGCCAAGGAAUCGCCACAAGAGCAAACAAAAUCGGAAGGCGCCACACUGAUACCGAAUGGUGUGGCCAAGCCGCCAACUGGCACAGCGGUGAUAAAUAUGCCGGUUUCUUGCACAACGUCACUGCUAGAUAGCGCGGAAAGUAUAGAACAAAAGGUUGGCUUCCCGACGAAUGGUUGGGUGCAAUUUUGGAUACUGCUUAAGAGGACUUUCCUAUCGCAAAUGCGAGACAUGACGCUAACAAGAGUAAGAUUGAUUUCGCAUAUAAUCGUCGGCUCUUUAAUCGGAGCAAUUUAUUACGACAUCGGCAACGAAGCCUCCGAAGUAAUGAGUAACGCCGGGUGCGUCUUUUUUACGGUGAUGUUUUUAAUGUUCACCGCGAUGAUGCCUACUAUAUUAACAUUUCCGAUGGAAAUGUCCGUAUUCGUGCGAGAACACUUGAAUUAUUGGUACUCAGUGAAAGCAUUUUACUUUGCGAGAACGCUGGCGGACUUGCCGUUUCAAAUGGUAUAUUCUAUAGCCUAUGUGAUGAUUGUAUACUUUCUCACAUCGCAACCAUUGGAAGCGGAGCGUUUUCUUAUGUAUUUAAAUAUAUGUAUACUGACAUCGUUAGUCGCACAAUCUCUCGGUCUGCUGAUAGGAGCAGCAAUGAGUGUGGAGACCGGAGUGUUUAUCGGACCCGUGAUGUCGGUCCCAAUCAUUCUGUUCUCCGGCUUCUUCAUCAAUUUCAACGCUAUUCCAAAAUAUUUGAAAGUUCUCUCGUACGUGAGUUACGUGAGAUACAGUUUCGAGGGUACCAUGAUCUCCGUGUAUGGUUACAAUCGGGCAAAGCUCAAGUGUUCCGAGUACUACUGCCACUUUAAGAGUCCGACAAAGUUCCUCGAACAGAUGUCCAUGGAGAACGCGGUCUACUGGGUGGACGUUGUUGCCCUAGUCGGCUUCCUGCUCGGUAUCAGAGUGAUCGUUUACUUCGUGCUGAGACUCAAGCUGCGAUCUCUGCGUUAAAUUCUCUAAUAGUCCAGGACAGACAAUAAUCGCGACGCUAUGUCGUUGCGCGACUGUGACUUGGAUAUCAACGAAAAUCACAUUUUUUUUAAACGUGUAAGACGAAAAGAGAAAAGAGACGAUCGCACGCAAAGGACAAUUCGAUCUUGAGAUCGAAGAAUGGAAGAAUGCAAUUGUCGCAUUGAUAAGCGAUGAAGAUCGUAUGAAAGGAAUAUUGAUGAAGAGAAUAUACAUGCUUCGAAUAGAGAUAUGAGGGAACAAAGGUAAAUUGUCUUUGAUUAAAUCAAUAACGUUUGACAUAUGAACUUUAUAUGUAAUUUAAGUCGUUAGAUAUUGCAGAUACUAUAAUUUUAUGUCUGCCUUUAUUAAAGCAUAAUAUUUUUAUCGAAUCCAUCGAUGAUAUGUGUAUAGAGUAUUAAUGCUUCUGGAGGAUGUUUUAUUAUUAUUAAUCGUAAUAAUUAUGGCUUAUCGUACCAAAUCGAAUCUGAUCUCUGCCGUUGGCAAACGAAAAUAAUUUUAUUUUGUUUUAGUCCAUGUAAAAAAUAGUUACCGCGACCAAAACUCGAAUCUGGUUAAAGACGGAUCACAAUCUUAGCUUGUCUAUAUAGAUAGACGUUUAAAUAAAUAGUAACAGACAGGAGUUAGACUAUGUUCAAUCGUGUAUUAACAACGGUAGGUCGAUCUGCGACGUCAAACACAUCGGCUUUCCGGUAUUGAAUUAAAAUCGCGAACGCGUUUAUAGCCAAUUACUACGAACUCGCCAGGAGCCUUAGGCCCAUUUAAGACUCGUGUCCCUCCAACGAGCGCGUUUAAACGCGAACAUGACAAAAUAGAAGUUUCUAUAGAUAGGCAGAGUAGAAGACACGGAUCGUUAAAACGAGUCUUUUAUGAUAUUCCCAUGUUAAUUAUACAUCCAUGUAAAUUAUACAUACAGUUUGCUAUACUUAUUUCGAUCGAUUAUCGCGAAGAUAAAUAAAUUGCGUACUUAGGAUCGUAAUAAUGUCCUCGGACAAACGAAUAGAGGAAUAUUGUGAAAAUCAUAUAUAAAAGCACACCUGUUCGCGAGUAACGUUUUCGUACUAACGAUAGAAAGCGCUUAUUCGAUAUGUCUCACAUAAUCAUACACUCGAUCUUUCUUCAUAUCGUAAUUUCAUCAAGAGUUUACCUAAUAGCUUAUAUGGUAAUAGCUAAUUGUAAGGAAAGAAGGGAAAAACGGAAAAAGGAGAAAAAAUGUUUAUUGUAAAAAGCUCACACUUGACCAAUCACUAGCUGCCUGAGCGUUGCUUCUAAGUGCGAGUGCUAAAUUAUUGUUACACAUACUAUAUAUAGUAUAUGACUUGGGAGGAUAUUGUGUAUGUAUAGUUGUAUAAAAUGAGAAAAGAAAGGUAGGUAAUAUUCUGUGUUCUACGUUAAUGUAAUUAAUUCGUACUUAUGUUUUAUAAUAUAAUUCUUUUCUAUGGCCUAUGUGCAUCUUCACAUUCUGCAGAUUUAUUUACCGGGCAACUGACGAGAAAACCCAGUGAUUAAAAUGAUAUUUUAUUAAUAGAUAUUUUCAAUUUCAUUUAUACACGAUCAAGAUUUGUUGCAAAUGUUAUUAAUAUUAAUUAGCGCGACCAUAAUAUCGACAAAAAGUUAUAAACCUACAAGAAGCAAUUUAUUAUUUGUGGUUUCGUGGACAAUAUAAAUAUAAUUUUAUUUAUAAGAGAUUUAGUUAAAUAUUUUUUUUUCUUAUGCUAUACAUAUAAUAGAGAAAUAGGUGUAAAUCUAAACAAUGAAAAUAUCUCAGUUUAUAUCCGUAUCAAUGAGUAACUGAUAAUGAUAAAAUAACAAGGCAAUAGAAUUUAUCACGUAAAAAUUA